Puntigrus tetrazona (Sumatra barb) is the source of this 5351-nucleotide messenger RNA. It is a transcript of the gene plekho2, whose product is annotated as pleckstrin homology domain containing, family O member 2. The transcript has 6 exons. Gene Ontology annotation, biological process: macrophage apoptotic process. The coding region runs from base 319 to 2379 and encodes 686 amino acids. NCBI's taxonomy places the organism in Eukaryota, Metazoa, Chordata, Actinopteri, Cypriniformes, Cyprinidae. The record is from RefSeq and is a predicted model, not a curated record.
CUAGAUAGGCAGCUCGCUGUGUGUUGAGACGCGCCCGUGGUGUCUCUCGGCAGCGGCGGAGGCUUUUGGGGACUUACCGGAAACCAAAGUUUUUUUUUUGUUGUUUUUUUUUCUCGAAGCCUCAAACUUUGUGACUGCUGAAAGUCGAAAGAGGAAAAGAGCAGCAGAGUCCCGUUACGUUUCUGCCUCGUACACGGUUCCUUGUUUUUCGUCGUCAUGCUGGAUGUGAGAAAGUUGAGACGAAGGCAGAACCCUAGAUAAAGUCCUGCGUCGAGCGGUUUCUUUUGCGCGUAACGGGAUCUUUGCUUUUUUUAUAUCAUGGAAGAUGUUGUGAAAGAGGAGCCAGCCAAGCCCAAAGAGGUGCCUCUGGCUGGGAAGGCCGGCUGGUUGAAGAAGUCGUCGGGGAAGUUCUUGAGCAGCUACAAGGACCGAUACGUUCAGCUAGAGCGAACCGUGAUUGCGGUCUAUGAGAAUGAGGAAUUGACAACAUGUCUGGAGAAACUGGACUUGGACAACUACGACACAUGCCACGAGUUAAAGAGUCCUUUUAAGAAGAAACACAGACUGGUACUAAUACGAAGCCCCAAGUGCGGUAAUAAGGUCCAAGAUGUCAAACUUCAGGCACAAACUCCUGAGGAGAAAGAGGCCUGGAUCAAGGCACUCGGUGAAGGAAUCAAUAAGGCAAAGAACAAAAUUUUUGACGAGGUAAAAGUUGAUGACAGCUGCUCUUUAGAACAUGUUACACGGAACCGACCAAAAGGCAACCGUGGAAGAAGGCCGCCAACAAGGAUACACAUGAAGGAGGUUGCAAAUGUUUCAAGUGAUGGAAUAUUAAGACUGGACCUUGAUGGUGAAGUUAUCAUGCCGAAUGGAACUCAUGGUUUGAAUGCAAAAGGUGAUAAACAAACCGAAACGAAACCAUCUGUGGCGAUGAACAACAUUCCAGAGGAGGAAGCAGAUGAAGAGUCCACACCCCAAAAGAAGGUCAUAAAGCCGCCCAUGCCGCCAUCAAAAGACAACAAACCCAGUGAAACUCAUAAAGAGGAUGAGCCCAAAAAUGAUGAACCUGCAGCUCAAAAGAAGCCACCGAUGCCUCCAUCAAAGGAGUCCAAGCCUUGCGCCUCUGUUGAUGGCGCUGCUGUUGAGAAGAAUGUCUUGGACAGUAAAGUGGAGGUUGAAGCAGAAAGCACUGACUCCUCCGAACCGACCCCUUCCUCCAAGAGCGUACAGCCCCCUACUCCUCCCUCCAAAAAUAUGAAGCCUACCCAACCAGUAACACCAGCCACAGUCACAGUUAAUAAUAAAGAGGCUGACGAUGAAGGUACCAAAGUAGAUGGCGCUUCAAAUGACAAAAAAGAUAAGUUAGAGGAAGUAGAGACCUUUGUUCUGUCCACAAAGGUCAUAAAACCACAGGUAGUGAUGUGGGAUUCGCCCAUUAUACCAUCAAAAGAACCCAGUCCUGAACAAGAAGUGCAAAACUUAAAGAAAGCCUCUGAUACCACUGGAGAGGUUGCAACCUCAUUAGUACCUACCCAACUUAAUCUAACUCCACUAUCAACCCCUGAAUCUGUAAAAAAGAGCCCCGGGCCACCUGCUCCACCCAAGAAGAAACCAACCAUGGCAUCUGCCAAAAAAGAGGACGCUCCCGCACAAAGUGACCCAGUGGUCGUUACCCACUCCACCACCACUUCAUCUUCAGAAACAGUUGACAAUAAAUUAACGAUUUCUGAACCCAAAACUGAGCCAGUUGGGGAUGUGUCAAGCGAAGACUUGGAGGAGAAGUCUUUAGACAGUGGCCAGCACUCAGGAGAGGAGUCUGAAACCGGUGACCAAGUUACACCAUCCUCCAUCAUGCUCAAAGGAAGCUCCCACGGGCUAGAUUUGGAGACCAGCGAGGAUGAUCUAGAACCAUUGGACAGCAAAGCUGAGAGCUUGGAGAAGCCAUCACUAGAAACCCCGUCCACCACCUCAAAGACCUCAGUUCUUAAUGCACAUCCAACCGCAAGCAAAUGUGACGACAUGUCCUUGCACCUCACCAUGCCUCUCAAGAUUUCUUCCAAGGCCCGCUCCGCAUCCCUAGGGGACCUCCUUGUGGAGAAUGCAGAGAAGAUGGAAAGCAGUGGAAAAAUUAUACCAAUUAAACCAGAUGGAAGUGACGUAAAGGACUUGCAAAGCAAAGUGUCUUCUGAGAUCAAAGAGACUGGAGAGCUGCUGAACGCACUCGUGACUGCACAGAGUGGUGAAGCGGAAAUGAAGGGGGACGCGAGUCCGGAGAUCUUGCUCUCUGCAGCAAUGGAGAAGCUUAUGAAAGCUGACCAGUUCUUGAAGGAAGCCACAAAUCUUAAAGAUCUCAAUAAAAAAAACAGAUUAAGUUUGUAAUAGUAAGUGUCGGUAGAAGGAACCCGUAGGGAUGAGCUUUGCUGAAAAUGCAGUUUCGCAGUAUGCAAAUUAUCAAAUGCAGUUCUUAUCCCCAGCCGUUUUCAAACCUCCUAAGCAAUUUCUAAACCUUGCAAAGCUAAGAUGCCUUAAGGUGCUAAGAUGCCUCCGCUUCGUCUUGUGCUCAGCCUUGUCCACCUAGCUGUUAAAGAAUACUCAGCCAUGGAUAAGGGUUCAACCUGGUGAACUCGUUCUGUCUCUGCUUUUACAUGGCGUUGUACGUGGACACAAAAAUUGAGCAAACAGUGAGCACAUAAAGUCAGUUUUCCGAAGGGUCAAUUAGGGUUGUACGACUACGUACAUUUUAGAGUGGAUAUCUGCAGACACCUCUGAUGACAAAAAUGUUACAGUCUUGAUAAUGUAGCCUUCUGCCCAAAUCCUGUUCCUGGAAAUCUACCUACCCUGCAGAGUUUAGUUCCAGCCCUGCUCCCACGCACCUGUCUAUAAUAAUCAAGUAAAUUUGGGUCAUUCGGGUGUGCGUUUAUCAGGGUUGGAGCUGAACUUUCGAUGAAGAAAGAUCUUAAGGAACAGGACUUGGCGACUAUGCUCAAGAUCAGGGUUUCUCAAGAAGCCCUAACCAACCACACCUGAACAAUCUAAUCAAGUUUUUCAGGACUGCUAGACAUUACAGGCCGGUUGGAGCUAAACUCUAUAAGAAAGUGGACCUUGAGGGCCAGAAUCGAGGACACCUGCUCUAAAUGAAGACACUGCAGGCCUGCGUGUUGUUGGUAGGAAGACAAACCAUUUUCUCUCCAAACUGAGAUAAAUUUGUACAUGCUACAUUUAAUUUUGUGGAGAAACAUGCAACAUUUGCUAGCCAGUUAAUAUACCUGCUGUUAGAUGUCAUGUCAUGUAAUUUGGUUUUAGCUUGCUUCCUAUCUCACUUUAGAUUUACUGUGUUUCCCACUCUAUACGUUUAGUUAUAUUUGCCAAUUUGCUAGUUAGAUUCAACCCCAAAAAUCACAUUUGCACAUAACCGCUUAUUUGAUAAGUUAGCGUUUUACACUUUUAGCACACAUGUUGAAGGGAGAAUUGUUGAGAAUUAUGUUUGCACCGCAACUUCUGUGUACAAAGGAGGAGUUGAAAAUUUAGAGUCGAGGGAUAUUGCUCUCGUCCACAAAGUCUCUAGCAUGUAGCUACCAAUAGGUAGAUACCGGAGUACUUGUACUAGUUGUGUUUAAUAGUUGCUUACUUUGGCCAAGCUGAGUUAGACCCCCCCACCCCUUUAACCAUGCAAACUGUCUUCAAAACUGCUGCCCUUCAGAGCCAACCUGAAUAUGCAAGGUAGUUCAUCAUAUUUGAGUUAAAAUUACAGCACCUUAAACUUCUAUGAUAUAUAUAUAUAUAUAAAGGUUAUUAUAAACUAAAUAUGUAGCAUAUAAAUAGCAUUGCUAUAUAUUUCCCGAUCCAUGUCUGUUGUUUAAAGUGCAGGUAAGAGUUUACAGUAAAGGUUUUUAUGCAUGUCAUACUUUACUGCAAAAAAUCUGAGCAGAUCCAGAUUUUUUUUAUGAUGGACGAAAGUUUUGAAGGCUUGUAUAAAUGUGACUGACUCAAUGUCAGAUUGAAGUUAUUGUUUAACAUGCGAAAACUUCCCGGCAAGUAUUGCAGACUCAGUAUGUCUUUAAUUGUGUUCUGAUCUAAUGACUACCUAAUCUAAAAAUAUCCACAAUUUAAGAUUUGUAUAAAUAUUUGGGAUUAGUAAGACUUUUUAAAUGUUUUUGAAAGAAGUUUUUUAUGCUCACCAAGGCUGCAUAUAAUGAUUCAAAAAUACAGUAAAAAAAAAAACAAAACAGUAAUACUGUGAACUUAAAAAUAACUUUUCUGUUUGAAUAUAUUUAAAAGUUAGAUUAAUUCCUAUUAUUUGAUAUUAUCAAAUCAAAGUUGCAAGCAGUGCAGCUUAAUAUUUUUGUUAAAAGCGUAAUGCAUUUUAUUUUCAUGAUUAUUUGAUGAAUAGAAAGUGAAAAAGAACUUCUAAAUGUAUAAUAUAAAUCACUUUUGAUCGGUUUUAAUGUAUCCUUGCUGAAUGAAAGUAUUCACUUUCUGAAUGGUAGUUUUAACAGUGUUGGAGUUACCACACCCAGUCACCUUCAUCUUCUGGUAGCCUCGCCUGAAAAUGUUAGCACUGCAGAGAGCCACAUAAUCAUGCAAAGUGUAGUUAAUAGUCUGUUCCUCGUGGUCUUUGUCAUACUGAUGCUGUGGGUACAGCGGUUCCCUGUUCACACAGUCUAUUAAUAAUCCACAGAUACUAGUUUCAUGCUGCACUUCAUCUUUAGUUUCUUUAUACAGAGAGAAUUGGUUAGCGAAGGCUAUUAUGGGUAAGGCAAAACGUGUAGAAGAUAACAUUGAGUUAAUUUUACUUCAGGGUAUUCUAGACGUAAUGAAAUCAAAACUAUUCCCUUGACGAAAAAGUGUUAUUUUUUUUGUGGUACCAUUUUGUAAGAUACGAUCUUACAUGUAAAUAGUCCUUGAUAUAAAGUACACAGUCUUUGAUAAUGAGAUGCAUUUUAGCUUGUCUUUAGCGCAGUACAUAUAGUGUUUAAUUUCCUAUUUCCCUCAGAAGUUUGAUUUGUUUUUUUUUAUAUUUUUAAAGAAACUAUAGCUCGGUGAAUAUUUGAACAUUACGUUGUAAAUAACAAGGCCACCAGGGAAAUGCUUAAUAUUUAAGUUAUUAAUGUUCUGACAUAUUCAUGUGCAUUGUCUGUCUAAAACGAAGCUAAAGAACAAAUUUAGAAAUGCUGUUUACUGUUAAAUGUUUACUGUUGAAGUUUGAAGAGGCUAAUGAUUUUAUUACAGUAUAAUUGCUUUUACUAACUGGACUAAUGUUUUUUAUCUAAAUGCAUAUUAAAUGUGCAGAAAUGGGAAAUAAUUGCUUUGCAAAACAUGUCUUAAUAAAGACAAUGUGUCUUUAAUAUUCA